AUGAAAAAAAAUCUGGUAGUUUUCCUUCUGUGUGCCGUAACCAUUUAUGGUUGUAACGCUCUUCAGCACAAUUUAUUCUAUGGAAAUUGUGUACUUGAUAACAACACAGUACCCAUUUACACACAAGUCGUUCUUAUGGAUAAUCCGUAUGCUGUUCAUACACCAGCCAAACCAGUUCGACGUUGGUAUGAUUGGUUCAGUAAACUAUCAUUUCGGCGAAAAACUACUACAACACCCGCACCAUCAAUCGUCUCAGGAAAAGUGAUCAACGCAACUGUUGUCUUUCCACCACCAGGAAUAAAAAAUACACGCCUCAUCAAAUGUAUCCAAGUGAUCGACAAUAUCACGGAUGGUCACGGUGGAUUUGCAUCGAUCGAAAAGGGUGGCAUCAAUCAAAACAGCACACAAAUCCGUUUAACUUCGCAGCCAGGUGGAAAAAUCAACUCAAAAGUAGUAAUUUUCACAUACAAAGACCCACACACACCAGCAACAUACCAUCAAUCGCCAUUCGGUUGGAAAACGCAACCGAAUGCAAUCCCAAAUCAUCAUCCAAAUCAAAUUCCGGGUUCACAACAUCCAUCGAAUUACCAGCAUCAGCCACACAAACCCUACUAUCCAUGGCCAAAUCUCCACAAAAAAAAAUAAUUUCAAUCAAUUUGAACAAUUUUUUUUUCACUUUCCUAUUUAAAUGCACGAAAUUUCUUGAGACUAAAAUAAAUAUACGGUUAUCUGCAUUCGUAAAAGACCAAGACACAAAACAAUGUGAUCCUUUCGUUGAGACAAAGAACAACUAGCAAUAAAACUAGACUGGAGCGGCUGCUUGAUUGCUCUUUGACUUGGCUGCUGCUAUUCUGCAAAUUAUCUAUUUUCACCGUGCAUUCAGAGGGGAUAGAGAAGAAACGGCAUCAAAUUUAAUUGCAUAUCUUUAAUGAAUCGAAUGGGAGAAAGAGAAUCAAAAUAAUAAUAAAGGAAAUAAAGACAAUGUUUGUAACGUUUGA
Molecule: messenger RNA, 998 nt
Organism: Sitodiplosis mosellana (orange wheat blossom midge)
Lineage: Eukaryota; Metazoa; Arthropoda; Insecta; Diptera; Cecidomyiidae
Exons: 2
Coding region: 1-645 (214 amino acids)
Source: RefSeq, a predicted model, not a curated record